CUUCACCGAGACAAAAGCUCCAUCCAACCAACCCAACUACUCCGAGACAAGUCCUCCGUUCAAGCUACCAUGCUCCAACGAGACCUGAAAUCCUUUCCACCACCUGGCACGAAGAGCUUCUUCCGCAACAAGAGAGACGAAGAAUUUGCAUCUCGCCAACGGAACUUCGAUAAACUCCCCAAACCAGAGCAACAAGAAAACGAGGUGUGGGUCCAAGACUACAUGAAGCGCUCGGGUCCUUGUCCGCAAAACUUCAAGUGGGAGAGAAGAGGCAAAGGUCUCCACUGCACCGGCGGCAACCACUACGUGACCGACGACUUGAUCGCCGAAGGAAAAGGUGGCAUGAUGUUCGUC
Messenger RNA from Mollisia scopiformis, 354 nucleotides. RefSeq lists its product as uncharacterized. The annotation marks the transcript as partial. Lineage: Eukaryota; Fungi; Ascomycota; Leotiomycetes; Helotiales; Mollisiaceae. The record is from RefSeq and is a predicted model, not a curated record. The transcript has a single exon.